CCCGCGGGCUGGCAGGGCAUUCACGCAGGCGCGCGGUGCUUGGGCUUAGUUUCCCCGGCGGGCAGCCGGGCGUUCUUCGGCUCCCUGAGUCAGGGUUGGGAGUCCCGCGGGUGCGGCGGCGGCGGCACCAUGUUCCUCCACUCCGUCAAUCUCUGGAACCUGGCGUUUUAUGCCCUCAUGGUCUUCAUGGCGACCCUGGGGCUGUGGGACGUCUUCUUCGGCUUUGAGGAAAACAAGUGCAGUAUGAGCUACAUGUUUGAGUAUCCGGAGUAUCAGAAAAUAGAACUUCCAAAGAAACUGGCAAAACGCUAUCCUGCAUAUGAAUUAUAUCUUUAUGGAGAAGGAUCCUAUGCUGAAGAACACAAAGCUCUCCCUUUAACAGGUAUUCCUGUUCUCUUUCUUCCCGGUAAUGCUGGAAGUUAUAAGCAAGUUCGUUCUAUUGGCUCUAUUGCACUUAGAAAAGCUGAAGACAUUGACUUCAAGUACCACUUUGAUUUCUUUAGUGUGAAUUUCAAUGAAGAACUGGUGGCGCUAUAUGGUGGAAGUCUUCAGAAGCAGACCAAGUUUGUGCAUGAAUGCAUUAAAACAAUUCUCAAGCUCUAUAAGGGUCAAGAAUUUGCUCCAACGAGUGUGGCAAUAAUUGGUCAUUCUAUGGGUGGCCUUGUUGCAAGAGCUUUGCUUACAUUGAAAAAUUUUAAGCAGGAUCUGAUCAAUCUUCUUAUUACACAAGCAACGCCUCAUGUUGCUCCUGUGAUGCCAUUAGAUCGUUUCAUUACAGAUUUUUAUAUGACUGUAAACAACUAUUGGAUUCUGAAUGCUAGACACAUAAAUUUAACCACGCUGUCUGUAGCUGGAGGAUUCCGGGAUUACCAAGUUCGUUCAGGACUGACUUUUCUACCAAAAUUAAGCCAUCAUACCAGUGCCUUAUCUGUUGUGAGUUCAGCAGUGCCUAAGACCUGGGUUUCAACAGACCACCUCUCCAUUGUAUGGUGUAAACAAUUACAAUUGACUACAAUUCGAGCAUUCUUUGAUCUUAUUGAUGCUGAUACUAAACAAAUAACUCAAAAUCCCAAGAAGAAAUUGUCGGUUUUGAAUCACCACUUCAUAAGACACCCAGCAAAACACUUUGAGGAAAAUCCAUCAAUAAUUUCUGACUUAACAGGGACAUCUAUGUGGGUUCCAGUAAAAGUGUCCAAAUGGACCUAUGUGGCUUACAAUGAAUCUGAUAAGAUAUAUUUUACAUUUCCCCUUGCAAAUCAUAGAAAAAUCUACACUCAUGUCUAUUGUCAGAGUACCAUGCUGGAUACAAAUAGCUGGAUUUUUGGCUGCAUAAACAGCACUUCUAUGUGCCGGCAAGGGGUUGAUUUAUCAUGGAAAGCUGAACUGCUGCCAACAAUUAAGUCUCUGACGUUAAGACUUCAAGACUAUCCAUCUUUGUCUCAUCUUGUUGUUUAUGUACCAUCUAUUCAUGGAAGUAAGUUUGUUGUAGAUUGUGAAUUCUUUAAAAAAGAGACAAGAGCCAUACAGCUUCCUGUAACUCAUCUUUUUUCCUUUGGAUUGUCUUCAAGGAAAGUGAUAUUAAAUACAAGUGGCCUGUUCUAUAAUAUAGAGCUUCUGAACUUUGGACAGAUAUACCAAGCUUUUAAAAUCAACGUUGUAAGCAAGUGCUCAGGAGUGAAAGAAGAAAUUACUAGUAUCUAUAAACUUCAUAUUCCCUGGUCUUAUGAAGAUUCACUAACCAUUGCACAGGUUCCAUCUGCUACAGCAAUUUCUGUGAAACUCCAUAUUGCUCAACCAGAAAAUGACAGCCAUGUAGCAUUAUUAAAAAUGUAUACAUCAUCAGACUGUCAGUAUGAGGUGACAGUUAAGACUUCCUUUUCACAAAUACUUGGACAGGUAGUUAGAUUUCAUGGUGGAGCUCUUCCUGCCUAUGUUAUAUCUAGUAUCCUUCUCGCUUAUGGAGGACAGUUAUACUCUCUUUUCUCAACAGGUCACUGCUUAGAAUAUGCUACUAUGUUGGAUAAAGAAGCCAAACCAUACAAAGUUGAUCCUUUUGUAAUUAUGGUUAAGUUUCUGUUGGGAUACAAGUGGUUUAAAGAAUUUUGGGAUAUGUUAUUGUUACCAGAAUUAGAUGCCAUCGUUUUAACUAGUCAGAGUAUGUGUUUCCCCCUUGUAUCGUUGAUUCUUUUUCUGUUUGGAACAUGUACUGCCUAUUGGGGUGGCCUACUCUCUUCUGUGUCUGUGAGACUCCUUUCUUCAUUGUGGCUGACUUUGAAAAGGCCCUCUGAACUUCCUAAAGAUAUCAAGAUAAUAUCACCAGACUUGCCCAUUUUGACAGUUGUUUUGAUCAUAGUUAGUUGGACAACUUGUGGAGCAUUUGCCAUCCUUCUUACUUAUCUUUACUAUGUGUUUAAGAUUGUUCAUCUGCAAGCCAGCUUAACAACUUUUAAAAAUAGCCAGACUGUGAACCCCAAACACUCUAGAAGAAGUGAAAAAAAAUCCAAUCACCAUAAAGACUCUACAGUACACCAUCUCCGUUUAUCUGCCAGUGAUGCUGAAGAUAGUCUUCGCAUGCACAGUACUGUGAUUAACUUAUUAACAUGGAUUGUAUUACUCAGCAUGCCAUCUUUAAUUUAUUGGCUGAAGAAUCUUAGGUAUUACUUUAAACUUAAUCCUGAUCCAUGUAAACCUUUGGCAUUUAUCCUUAUUCCAACUAUGGCAGUUCUUGGAAAUACUUACACUGCUUCAAUAAAAUCAAGUAAAUUGUUGAAGACUACUUCACAGUUUCCACUUCCUCUGGCUGUUGGUGUGAUUGCUUUUGGGUCAGCACACUUAUACAGGGUUCCAUGCUUUGUCUUCAUUCCUCUUUUACUCCAUGCAUUAUGCAACUUUAUGUAAGAUUGGAUUUAAGGAAUGAUAAAGAUCAGUUAUGCCUUUAGGUCCAGUAAUAAGAGGGAACACACAGAUCCAUCAGUGUGGACAGCAAGAUCCUUUGGAGAAGAGAGGUCUAUUUUUACAAUGUUGAAAAUAGGAAAUUAGUUUUGUAAUGCUUGAGGAAAGUAGUUGAAGCAUGGUUUUGUUUUGUGGUAUGACAUCUGUGUACUAGUCAUUAUGAAAAAUCAGUAAAAGGACAAGGUAGCCUCUGUCUUUGAGGACUCUGCAUAUCAGCUAGUCUGCUUGAUUGGCCAUACCAAGAUCUUCUCCUAAACACUCAAUAAAUUUAGCAUUGUUUGUAUCCUCA
Molecule: messenger RNA, 3241 nt
Organism: Balaenoptera ricei (Rice's whale)
Lineage: Eukaryota; Metazoa; Chordata; Mammalia; Artiodactyla; Balaenopteridae
Gene: PGAP1
Product: post-GPI attachment to proteins inositol deacylase 1
Exons: 27
Coding region: 130-2898 (922 amino acids)
Biological process (GO): GPI anchor metabolic process; endoplasmic reticulum to Golgi vesicle-mediated transport
Cellular component (GO): endoplasmic reticulum
Molecular function (GO): phosphatidylinositol deacylase activity
Source: RefSeq, a predicted model, not a curated record